Messenger RNA from Nakaseomyces glabratus, 1971 nucleotides. It is a transcript of the gene JEM1, whose product is annotated as Jem1p. NCBI's taxonomy places the organism in Eukaryota, Fungi, Ascomycota, Saccharomycetes, Saccharomycetales, Saccharomycetaceae. Gene Ontology annotation, cellular component: endoplasmic reticulum. The record is from RefSeq and is a predicted model, not a curated record. Gene Ontology annotation, biological process: protein folding in endoplasmic reticulum. Gene Ontology annotation, molecular function: misfolded protein binding; protein-folding chaperone binding.
AUGGUUGUACUUCGAAAGCUUUUUGGUUUGGUUCCCUUGAUUGGGUUUACCAUUGCGGAAAGUACGUGUGAAUAUAAGGCCUUAAGCAACGAGGCUCAAAGCUUGAAGAAUGACAUUGAUUCCUUGAACAGCUAUGACACCUUGAUAAGCAUAGUAGAAGAAUGUCUCGUGGCAGAUAAGCAUAAGGACUACGACGACCUGAUAAAACUGUCGUACCAAUUAUACUACAAAAAUGGUUUGAUACAACUGUCGGCAGGAAGAUAUCAUAAGGCCGUGGCGCUGUUUGAGAGGGCGCUCGGUGGAAAUACGAAUACUGGUGAUUCUUAUUUCCUACUUAUUGCGAAGAAGUUGCAGCAGAUUUAUAUAGAUUUCGGAUUAUGGAGUAAUAUAACAUCCACUACUCUGCCUAUUACUGAGAAAAUUGAUCCUGCACUAAAAGAAACAUAUGAGGAGAGACAAAGAGUGUAUCAUGAUACUUUAAAUCGGAUCAAAGAAACGUUUUCAAAAAACAAAAAUGAACAGCACCUUGAAGAACUCUUUGAUUCAUUGACAGAAAUAUCUCCCUAUAACCGUGAGGUCAUAUAUAUGGCCAUUGAUUAUUACAAUGCUAAUAUUAUUACCAAUAAUAGGGUUGACCUAACAAGAGUUAUAAAAUUGAAGGAGAAAUAUGAAACAUUACUGGAAGUGCAUAGUACUUCGCUUACCCUGAACGAAAGGCUCGAAACUCAUUUCAAGAUUUCGGUAAUCCAAAUAUUUUUGUUAGGACAGGAUCCUCUUAUUCAAGGAAGUUCUUCUCAUUUGAGAAGAUGUCUAAAUAUUGACAUGGACUAUGGUCCAUGUAAAGAUUUGAUCAAGCUAAGUUCUCGUUUGAACAAGGUAAAUCCCGACAUGAGGCUGGUGAAAGAUCCCGAGGCAUAUAAAAAUGGGCAUAUUAUAAUUGAAGAUUGGAAAAAUGUUGUAGACUUCUAUAUUAACAAUAAGCCCUCUUUGAAAUUAUUUACCUUAAUGAAAGGUGCCAAAUUUGACACUAAAACUAACUAUGAUUUGUUGAAAAGGCUUCAGUUCCAUCUGCUCUCUACAUUAACUGGACAACAAGAACAACCAGAAAAGUUGAUCACAAUGUUUUUUGUAAACUUAGAUGUGAUACUUUGUCAAGCGUCUUCUUUCUUGUCAAAAAAGGAUAAAAAGGAAACAUCUAAAAUGUGUUUACAUGCUCUAAGCAGUAUUGGUCUCGAGACAAAAGAAGCUUAUCGCGAAAGUUUGUCAAAUGGAUCGCCUCUGCCGGCUGAAACUGUUAUUGAUCUAUGGAAUUCUUAUCCACACAUGCUUAUCUACACCAUGACUAAUAUUGUUAAGAAGUAUGGUAAAAAACAAAGAGGUAGUGACAAUUUGGUUGAACAGGUGAGCAAAUUUUGGAAUGAAAAUAACUUGAGGGAAAGUAAAAAUCCAUAUGUUGUAAACUUGAAUAACUUAAUGGAAAAAGUGGAUAAGAACAAGAGGGAGCAGCAGUUUAGACAACAACAGCAGCAACAACAAAGGUUUUUUCAACAGCAACAGCAACAGCAACAAAGAUAUCAACAACAGCAGGCCAGUGGGUUAACUGAUAGCCAAACUGCUAAAAAUUAUUACCAAAUUUUAGGUAUAAAACCUGAAGCAUCUGAUAAGGAAAUUCGUAAGGCCUAUUUAAGUUUGACUAAAAAGUAUCAUCCAGAUAAGCAAGGUAAACAACUAUCAGAAGAGGAAGAAAAGAAGAAUGACGAGAAGAUGUCAGAGAUUAAUGAAGCGUAUGAAGUAUUAAAUGAUGAAGAAAAAAGGAAGGAAUAUGACUCUAUCAGAUCAGGAUCGAGGCAGUUUCAACCUAGAAACAAUUUUAGAACUAACCAGAGAAGAGGUGGUUAUCAAGGCUUCCAAGGUGGAUUUCCGGGAGGCUUUCCGGGCGGCUUUCCAUUUGGUAGUGGUUUUGGUUUUUAA